Molecule: messenger RNA, 1377 nt
Organism: Microthlaspi erraticum
Lineage: Eukaryota; Viridiplantae; Streptophyta; Magnoliopsida; Brassicales; Brassicaceae
Source: the annotation of a GenBank genome assembly
AUGGAAGAGAGAAAACUGAGGAGAAUAAUUAUGUUCCCUUUACCAUUUCUAGGACACUUCAACCCGAUGAUCCAACUCGCCAGAAUACUCCACAACCGUGGCUUCUCCGUCACGAUCCUCCACACUUCUUUCAACUCUCCCGUUCCUUCUCAGUACCCACACUUCACUUUUCGAACCAUCCAUCACAAGAACGAAGGAGAAGAAGGAGACCCUCUAUCACAAUCAAACGCUUCGGGUAUGGACCUCGUCGCUUUCAUUCGUCAGCUGAGACAGAGUUACGCUGAGCCGUUUCGGAAGUCUCUGGCGGCGGAAGUAGGCGGAAAAGAGAAGGUGUGUUGUUUGGUCUCCGACUCUGUUUGGGCGAGGAACACAGAGGUUGCAGCGGAAGAGGUUGGGAUUCGCAGGUUGGUGUUGACCACAAGUGGUGCGGCGUCGUUUCGUGCUUAUACAGCUUACCCUCUUCUUAGAGAUAAGGAGUACCUCCCCAUAAAAGAUUCUAGAUUGGAUGAGCCGGUGCUAGAGCUUCCACCUUUGAAAGUGAAGGAUCUUCCGGUAAUGGAAACGAGUGAGCCGGAGGAACUAUACCGGGUAGUUAACAGCAUGGUGAAAGGAGCCAAGUCUUCUUCAGGAGUCAUAUGGAACACAUUCGAAGAUCUUGAACAUAUGGAACUCAUGGAUUUUAGCAGCCACUUUCAAGUUCCCAUCUUCCCGAUCGGACCGUUUCACAAACAUAGUGAAAACUCUCUACCUACGAUAAAGAACAAAGAAGACCAUUUGACAACCGACUGGCUCGACGAGCAAGAACCGCAGUCUGUGGUCUAUGUGAGUUUUGGAAGCCUUGCAGAUAUGGAGGAGAAGGAGUUUCUAGAGAUUGCUUGGGGUCUACGAAACUGCGAACGACCAUUCUUGUGGGUAGUUAGGCCAGGGCUUGUCCGAGGGGCCGAGUGGCUGGAGUCAUUGCCUUGUGGGUUUGUGGAAAACAUUGGUGAUAAGGGAAAAUUUGUGAAAUGGGUAAAUCAGUUAGAGGUAUUGGCGCAUCCUGCGGUUGGAGUAUUUUGGACGCAUUGUGGAUGGAACUCGACACUAGAGAGCAUAUCUGAAGGGGUUCCAAUGAUAUGUACACCGUGUUUCACAGACCAGCGUGUGAACGCAAGGUACAUUGUUGAUGUAUGGGAAGUUGGGAUAAUGUUGGAGAGGAGCAAGAUGGAUCGGAAGGAGAUUGAGAAGGUAAUAAGAAGUGGAAUCAUAGGUGAAGGGGAUGGAAUGAGAGAGAGGUGUUUGAAGUGGAAGGAGAGAGCUAUUGUUUGCUUAAGUCAAGAUGGGUCUUCUUCCAAGUAUUUGGAAAGACUUGUGAGUCAUGUCCUAUCUUUUGAUUAA